AUGGCUGAUCAGACAGGAAGGGUUGGUGCAUUUAGGCUACAUGCAUCGAGACCCGAGCGGUGCCGUAGCCGAGGCCCCUCCGCCGCCUUCAACGCUUCAUCACCUCAGACAAUAAACUCACUUUCAAGUCAGAAUCUGUCUGUGAUUCAGAGUCCAUCCAGCAUCACUGUGAAUGAAGGAGAAUCUACUCACAUCAGCUGCUGCUGGAAUGAAAUCACACAGAAAGUUAAAGUUGCUUGGUACAUCAAUGAGAAAAAACACACCAGAGUAAAGCAGGAUUUCCAAGAGCAUAAAACACAGAACUGUUCAAUUCUGAAUCUCACAAACAUACUUAAAACCGCUUCAGGUCAUUAUGUUUGUGAAGUGACUCAAGACAUACCAAUCCUGCUUGAGAAGAAUGGUAGUGGAACAGUCAUAUCUGUCAAUGACAAUCUAGUAGAAAUGACAACUGUCAGAGUUCACACACUUUUCAACCCAGCAGCUGGUAGUUUGCGGGAGGUUGUGAUCAUAUAUAUUUUCAGAAGUCUGCCCUUCAUCUGUCUGCUGGUGGUGUUCUUUUACCUAAACAGGGACAAAAAACAAGUCACAGCAUCAAGACCAGCAGUUGAGCAUGCUGUAGAGUCAGAAAGACCGGAUGAAGACCUGGAGGCCGGAGAGACACAGAGGAGUGAAACUGAAGAGGCGAAACAGGGUGAGAAUGUUUCUGAACAGGAGAAAAAGAGGGUCAGUAACGAGAAACCUGAAGUUACUGCUACAACAGAAGAAGAAGAAGAUGAAGAAAAACAGAUUGAUGUAGUUGUAGACACUGAACAAGGUACAUCUCCAAUGCAUGACAAUGAAAAAAACAAGACUGAAUCUGUUCUGAACACUGACGAAAAGACACAUCUAAUGACUGAUGCUGAAGAAGUGACUGUUUCUGUGCUGGGCGGCUUUGUUUCAGCUCUGUGAGACACACAGGAAAUGGAGUCAUGG
Sinocyclocheilus grahami is the source of this 972-nucleotide messenger RNA. RefSeq lists its product as uncharacterized. The record is from RefSeq and is a predicted model, not a curated record. Gene Ontology annotation, cellular component: B cell receptor complex; external side of plasma membrane. Gene Ontology annotation, biological process: B cell differentiation; B cell receptor signaling pathway. The transcript has 6 exons. Bases 1 to 948 code for a protein of 315 amino acids. NCBI's taxonomy places the organism in Eukaryota, Metazoa, Chordata, Actinopteri, Cypriniformes, Cyprinidae.